This is a messenger RNA of Alosa sapidissima (American shad), 2140 nucleotides long. RefSeq lists its product as uncharacterized. Gene Ontology annotation, biological process: spermatogenesis. Lineage: Eukaryota; Metazoa; Chordata; Actinopteri; Clupeiformes; Clupeidae. The transcript has 2 exons. The annotation marks the transcript as partial. Gene Ontology annotation, cellular component: cytosol; nucleus. The record is from RefSeq and is a predicted model, not a curated record.
UUUGCUGAACAGGAAUCUAAGGUGAAGAAGAUCAAGUCCAAGAAGGAGAAGAAAGACAAGAAGUUAGACGAUGAGCAUUUUCUUCUGACUGGAGCCACACUCUCAGACAAAAAAGGAAAGAACAAGGAGGAGGAGAGGAGCGCCAAGCCUCUGGACCGGGAGAAGAACAAAGGAUUCUGGGACAGCAUCACCAUGACGAUGCGGCAGAUCACCCCCACCCGCAAGAUGGACAAGAUGGAGGGCUGGGAGCCGCCACAGCUGCCUGGUGAGCCAGGAGACGAGAACGAGCCGCAGAAGGCCGAGGCGAAGAAAGACACUUCACCCACCACCGCCACUACUGCCCCUGUUGCCCCUGCCAUCCCUGCCCUCCCUGCCCUCUCCCUGUCCCCCCCUCCUCUCUCCUCUCCUCUGUCUCUCUCGCUGCCCUCCUGGAGGGCUGGCGUGACUCUGGAGGACUGGCGCUAUGCCAGCCUGGCAGACUGCACGGCCACCGCCGCCCCCGCAGGUGGCCAGCGCAAGGGCUCCGGGGCAGGCCUGGCAAAGGGCAGCGCCGUCCAGUGGGCAGCGCGCGCCAGGGGCAAGCUGGCGGGCAUCAGGAGGAGGAGUCACGGAAAUGUGUCGGAGAACAUGUGGGAGGGGCUUAAGUGAAUGGACAGGGUGGGACAACACCACCCCUCCCUACACACACACACACACACACUCACACGCACACACUCACACGCACACACACUCUCUCUCACACACUCACACACACACAAAUCAUGUACACACACACACACGCACACACACACACACAGUACUCUGCUUGUACUGUAGCGGGAUACAUGUGUGUCUGAACUUGAAGUUGAAAAGGUUUGCCUCUGGCUAAGCACCUAUCACAGAGUGUUAUAUGGCAAGCUCCAGUUCUUGGUUUGCUCUGGCUAAGCACCUAUCACAGUCUUACAUGGCAAGCUCCAGUUCUUGGUUGGGGGCCCCUUUUGCAAUGGAGCUUUUUGCCAAACCCAUUCCCCAUUGGUGGUGGCGGUGGGGAUAAGUGCCUUAGCUGCAGCCGGCUCACCAGGGGGGUCUGAAGCGAGUACAGAGAUGUCGGGUGGGACACUUUGGAAAAGGGGCCUCUUAAGAUCAGGACACAAGUGUUGCUGGGACUGGCAGUUGAGACUGGGCGAGUGGAUAAGUGUGUGUGUGUGUGUGUGUGUGUGUGUGUGUGUGUGUGUAGGGGGUUGGGACGUAGUAUUAAACACUGAAGUAAUCUUUACAUAGUUUUGUGUUAUUGUCUCAUGUCAAAACUGACACACGGGAGCAGAAGUAAAACUCUGUGUGUACACUGGACUGACUUUAAAGGCCAGCUAUGGGGAAGAAGAUGGGACAAUCAAAACGAUAAACAACCAAACCAAACAUACAGACAGUCCCCCAAUGGCCUAUAAAAUUACUAUCCGAAAGAGAGGUCUUUUGUUGACAAAUAUCCACACAGAUUAGAAUGAAUGUGAGAAUAUUAGAUAAGCUGAUUUAGUGUUUAUUAUUCAAAAUGUUCAUUUAAGCUAUAUUUGCAGAACAUUGUCAUGAGAUGUAGUUUGUUUAGCUCAUUCUGGCUGUGCAUUCUCCUGUUCUAGUUUUUGCGGACUUCAUCAGUUGAUGGCGGUUUCAUCAAGCUUGUGACAGUAUUUUCAACUGUUCACUCAUCAUGUAGGCCUUAAUGCAGCGUUUGGGCAAUUGGCCUUAGGAUGAGCGGUUGUGUUGUCCAUGUCCUUCAGCAAUUUUGAUUAUCCUCACUGUUUUAUUACAAUCAUGAAAUGUAAAUGUAUGAUGAUGUGUGUACUGUUUGAGAGAGCUAUUUUAUAAAACUUCAAAUGUAUAAUGGAGAGCGAAUAACAACUUCAGCACCUUGCUGGUGACCUGUAAUACAAAAUGAGUGCAAGACAACUGUCAGUACUUUUUUUCUACGUCUGAGAAAGUUUCAAACUCUGACCUUCAUUCUCAGCAUAUUUUUCAAACAGUUACACUGUUUCUCAUUUGGUCUACUUUCUAUUUUUUUGUGUUCAUUUCUCUUCUUGGCACUGGUUUUGUUAAGGGCAGAGGCAGAUCCUGGUCUUAAAUCAGGGGUUGUUUUGAGACAGAUUGUCAAAUAAAGUCCAAUUCUUUA